GGGCUCUCCUGUGGAAGUGUUCCUGCGUGACGAUGUCUGGCCGAGGAAAGAAAGCUGCAUCCAAGCCUAUAUCUGCAGUGUCCCGUUCCUCCAGAGCAGGACUCACUUUCCCAGUCGGCCGCAUUCAUAGGCUGCUCAAAAAAGGCAACUACGCAGUGAGGAUUGGCGUCGGCACUGCUGUGUACCUUGCAGCCGUCCUGGAAUAUCUCUGCGCUGAAGUCCUGGAGCUGGCUGGAAACGCCAGCAGUGAAAACAAGAAGCGUCGCAUUUCGCCGCGGCACAUCUUGCUGGCUGUGAAGCACGACGAAGAGUUCAAAAUUGUACUGGCAGGGGUCACCAUCUUGGAUGGUGGGGUGUUGCCAAACAUUCAUGCAUCCCUCCUACCAAAGAAGACCACAGGUCCAAGGGAAGAUGCAACUGCCAAAGAUGUCGAUUCUCAAACAUUUUAAUUGUGGCAGAUCAAAUUUGUAAUGUUCUUAAACUUUAUACUUGACCUUAUUAAAGCAUAACCUGUAUUAAACUUCAUUUUGAAGA
This is a messenger RNA of Xiphophorus maculatus (southern platyfish), 534 nucleotides long. RefSeq names its product late histone H2A.2.2-like. Gene Ontology annotation, cellular component: nucleosome. Bases 33 to 449 code for a protein of 138 amino acids. The record is from RefSeq and is a predicted model, not a curated record. The transcript is spliced from 2 exons. Lineage: Eukaryota; Metazoa; Chordata; Actinopteri; Cyprinodontiformes; Poeciliidae. Gene Ontology annotation, molecular function: structural constituent of chromatin; DNA binding; protein heterodimerization activity.